UGGAUUUUAUUUAAAAAUAAAAGACCCUGCCGGGGAGGUCUCUCUAAAUAAAGAUUUAGGAGGCUGCCAGCGGUCUGCCAGCCCCCGUCGGCUUCUUCCAAGCAUCACCCGCCUUCCCCUCGCCAGCCGGGGGAGCUGGGCCUGCUCAGGCUGGGACGGGGUGAAAUGGCAGCCUCUUCCUCCUCCUCUUCGGCCGGGGGAGUCAGCGGCAGCUCCGUAACAGGAUCGGGGUUCAGCGUUUCCGACCUGGCGCCGCCCCGAAAAGCCCUCUUCACUUAUCCCAAAGGAGCCGGGGAGAUGCUGGAAGAUGGCUCCGAAAGAUUCCUCUGUGAGUCUGUCUUCAGCUAUCAGGUUGCAUCUACAUUAAAGCAAGUGAAACACGAUCAACAAGUGGCACGGAUGGAAAAACUAGCUGGUCUGGUGGAAGAGCUGGAGGCAGAUGAGUGGAGGUACAAGCCAAUAGAGCAGCUCCUGGGCUUCACUCCCUCCUCGGGCUGAGCGUGUCUGGAUCGCUGCUGUCAGGGAGCAGAAGAAAAACAUUCUCUGGCCUGGCUUCAAAACACACCCCCAUUUAUCAGGAUGCUGACAGCUGCAUCGGCAGCACUGGGCUAUUUUUUUAAGUUGAGAGCGAGGAUCCCCCCCGUAAAGCUGCCAGUGAGUGGAAAUGACAGGAUUCUUUAAGUCCUCUGCAGCGUUACAGUCUGGCAGGGCUCGGGUUCUGUAACUUAGAAGGUAGGAUCAGUUUUACACAACUCGGAGAAUCACCUUAUUGUUUACGGAGGAGGGAAGACUUACAGCGGGGCGGUGGUGGGGAAAACAACCCAGUGGCUCGGCCUGGCCUUUCCCCGGCACGUGGCUGAAGGUCUGGGUGAUCCACGAGCUGAGGAGUUGUGUCUUUGCUGCUCAAGCCAGGCCUGUGUUGAGCAGAGGGAAUGACACCCUGCCAAAAUCACUCUUCAGCCCUGGCCGUUGUUUUGGGGGAUGAAGAGGAUGAGAAGGGAUGAGUGGUGACACUUCCUUCUCCAGAGGCACACGGGUGUGUUGCCAACACGGGUCUCUCCCUUGCUGUUUCUCUUGCCUCUGCACAGCGAGCGCUGGUGGGAUGGUGCUCUCCAACACAGAAGCUCUAUCUUUGAAACUCUUCUUCCUCUUGGCUAUUGAUUAGAUCACUCUGUGAUAAUAAAAUAAUUCUUGUCUUUGAAACAA
Calidris pugnax (ruff) is the source of this 1206-nucleotide messenger RNA. RefSeq names its product anaphase promoting complex subunit 16 (gene ANAPC16). Gene Ontology annotation, biological process: protein ubiquitination. Gene Ontology annotation, cellular component: kinetochore; cytosol; anaphase-promoting complex. Lineage: Eukaryota; Metazoa; Chordata; Aves; Charadriiformes; Scolopacidae. The transcript has 4 exons. The record is from RefSeq and is a predicted model, not a curated record. Bases 166 to 498 code for a protein of 110 amino acids.